Chlorella variabilis is the source of this 4422-nucleotide messenger RNA. RefSeq lists its product as hypothetical. The record is from RefSeq and is a predicted model, not a curated record. The transcript has 16 exons. NCBI's taxonomy places the organism in Eukaryota, Viridiplantae, Chlorophyta, Trebouxiophyceae, Chlorellales, Chlorellaceae. Bases 1 to 4422 code for a protein of 1473 amino acids.
AUGCAGGGGACUGGCGCCCAGAUGCGGUACGUUCGUCGGCAUGCGCCGGCGGCCACCUGUACUUCCAGCGCUGCAAGUGUGCGGUGCCGGUCGAUUCGUCCUCAUUUCGCACGUGUGUCGGACUCCCAGCUUUUUCCCGCCCAAAUCCUGCCGCUAGCCAUCAUCCAGCUGGGCCGUCACCUAAGCUGGCUCUCGUCGGGCAAGCUCUUGGUUGCGGCACGGUUGGAGCGAGGAGAUCCAUCUCUGCUAAGAAAGGGGCCAGGGGCCGCUCGCCAAGCGCUGCCAGGGUGCACCAGGCGCGGAACUCGGAGCACUCGAGAGCGGACAGGAGGAAUGCCGCCCAAGAAGCAUUGGAGGCAGCGCUCGGUGCUGCAAAUUGGGGCUGAUGGAAAACUGGACGGCUGCGCCGCCUGCGAGGACAGCGGCGAGCUGCUGUGCUGCGAGCGCUGCCCGCACACCUUCCACCCACGCUGCUGCGGCUACGCCGGGUUUGACGACGUGCCCGGCCACCCAGAGCCCAACUGGCUCUGCUGGUUCUGUGCGGGACACAAUCGGUACAAGCAGUCCACAUCCAAACUGGCGGUGAGGAAUGGGGACGAGGUGAAGGUGGCAUACAACGACAAGUGCGAGGUCUACUAUGCUGCCAAGGCCACCUCUGUGACCGCCACCCACGUCACCUGCAAGUACAUCCACUUUGCGGACGCGCCACCUGAGAAGCUGCCUCGCACCAGCGUGCGGCUGUGGCGUGGCACGCACGACCCGGCUGCCUGGGUGUUUGAUAAGAAGGACUGUGCUUACGAGCCCCGCAGCCGCUGCGCUCCUGUGGACAUUCCCAAGCUACAGUCCACUGCCAACGCGGCCCGGGCAGUGGCGGCGGCAGCAGCAGCAGCAGCAGCAGCAGCAGCGCCGCCGGCAACGGCGGCAGCUGGCGCGGGCGGCAGCACGCCUGGCUCCCCCAAGCCGCUGCAGCAGGCGCAGCAGGCGCAGCAGGCGCAGCAGGGGCAGGGAGGGGCGGCGGCGGCGCCAGCGCGGCCGGGGGCGGGGGCGGCUUCCCCUGUGGCAGCGGCGGGCUUGCGCGGCGGGCAGGAGCCUGCGUCGCCACCCAGCAAGAAGCAGAAGCGGGAGCAGGAGCAGGAGCAGCCUUUGCCUGCCGCUGCUGCCGCCGCUGCCGAUGCACGUGAGGGGCAGCGCAAGGACGAGCAGCAGCCGCAGCCCAAGCCAGCACCGCUGCCAGCGGAGCCUGCCCAGCAGGGGGCGGCAGCAGCAAAGCGGAAGGCAGCGGCGGCGGAGCCGGCUGCCGCCGCCGGUGGCAGCGGUGGCAGCAAGCAGGCCCCGGGGCCGUCGUCUAAGAAGCAGCGGAAGGGAGAGGGGGAGGCCGCUCAGGCGAGUGCUCAGGCAGCGCCGGCUGCGGUGCCGGCGGCAGGCGCCAGCGGCGGCAAGCGCCGCCCUGGCCGGCCCAAGGGCAGCGGCAAGAAGCAGCGGCAGGCGCAGCGCGAAGCGGCGGCGGCAGGCAACGGAGGCCAGGGCAGUCCCGCGGAACAAGCCUCUGCUGCGCCUGAGGCGCCCUCUGCAGCCCUGCGCCCCCCAGCCACAGCGCCUGAGAAGGAUUCAAAGCCGGCAGCGGCAGCCGCUGGCGAGGCAGGCACAGCGGUCCCCGCCUCCUCACCACAGCUGGCGGCAGCUGCCAGUGGCGACGCGGCAGGCGGCAGCCACGCCGGCGAGCCUGGCGGCAGCCGCCCAGCUGCGGAGGCCGAGGAGCAAGCGGCCGCCGUGGCGCAGCAGCCGAGUAGCGCGGCGGCGAGCGGCGGUGGCGGCGGCGGCAGCGAGCUUGCCUCCGCCAGUGCUGCUGCUCCUUCUGCCAGCGGCGCAGCCAGCCAGAGCCAGGGCGGCGCCGCCAGCGACGGCGGCAGGCUCUCUGGCGGCCCCGCGGCGGCGGCGAGGCGCGAGAGCGGUGCAGAAGAGGCGGAGGCUGCCGCCGCCGCCAUGGCCGCCGCGGCCGCCGCCACCGCCGCCGCCACCAUCUCGCCUCAGGCGGUGCUGGCGCAGCGGCUGGCUGCGCGGAAGCAGCCCUCGCCGCAGCUGUAUGGAGACGCCUAUGAUUUGCCCAGCGAUGAGGACGACGCGGAGCAGGAGGCUGCACAGGCGGCGGCGCCGGCUAGGCAGCAGCAGGGAGCUCAGCAGGGAGCGCAGCAGGCUGCAGGGGAGGAGCAGGGGGAGCCGCAGGAGGGGCAGGCGGCGGCGCAGGAGCAGGGGCAGGCAGCUGAGCCGGGGCGCGCUCCGGAGCAGCCCUCGCAGCAGCAGCAGGCGGAGCGGCUGUCUGGGCAGCAGGCUGGCAGCGGCAGCGACGUGGCUGCCGCCGCAGCUCAGCCGUCGCCGUCGCUGCCGCUACAGCAGCAGCAGCAGCAGGAGGAGGAUGAGGAGGAUGAGGAUGAAUGGAUAUCUAUUGACGAUAUCGUUCUGCAGCCAGAGCCGCACCUCGCAGCGCCUGCCGCCGCCGCCGCCGCCGCCGCGGUGGUCGGCCGGCCGCCGCCGCAGCAGCAGCCCGCGGCCGCCGCCCCCGCCCCGGCUCCCCCGCCGGCGCCUGCCGCCGCGCCGGCCGGUACAGGGGCAGCCGGCGCGGUGGCUGCCGCGCCAGAGGACGCGCCCGUGCCCGCAGCCCCAGCAGCCUGGUCGCCCUCAGAGGUGGCUGCCCUCAUCACCGGGGUGCAGCAGUGCGGCGUGAACAAGUGGGAGCAGGUGCGGCGGGCCUUCCCUCAGGAGCUACAGGGGCGCAGCGUGGAGGAGAUCCGAGCCAAGUGGCGGUCCAUGAAGGACAGGCUGGCGCUGUCGCCGCCCAAGGGCUGUGGUGGGGGUCCCAGCCGCGGCCGCAUGGGUGCCUCUGGCCCCGCCGUUGUGGCAGAUAGGGUGCUUUCGCCCACCAAGGCCUCGCCCAGAGCUGUGUCUACGCUGCUGCUGGCAGCAGCCCAGCAGGCGUCUGCUGCCGCUGCGGCGGCUGCGGCGGGUGCGGCGGCGGGAGGCCAGCCUGGCGCCUCGCUGGCGGCCGCCGCCGCCACCGCCGCCGCGUCCGACGACUGGCGCCACCCCUCUGCCUUCCCGGCCGCGGCGGGCGCGGGCCUGAAGCUGUCUGCCGGUGCCCUGGCGCUGCGUGUGGGGGACCUGGCGGAGGUGCGGGCGGUGGAUGACGACUACCGGGGAGGGUGGUUCCUGGCGCGCCUGCUGCAGUUCCGCACCGAGCCCUCUCAGCUGGGCGAGCGCGUGUCGGUGCUGCUGGAGUAUGCCGACUUCCGGGAGGAGGGGGAAGGUGGGCCCAAAACACGCGGGAAUGGGUGGCCUUCCCUGCACACCACAGAGGACGGGCGCUGGGUGUUCCCGCGCAUCCGCCCCGCCUCCCGCCCGCUCAAGCCGCCCGCGCCGCCCGCCAGCCUGGCGCCGGGGCAACCCGUGGAGGCCUUCCUGAACGAUGGCUGGUGGAUGGGCGAGGUCGUUUCAGUGGAGCCGGGCACUGUGGCCGUGCGCUUUGAGCCGUGGCCGCUCGGCGAGGGCGACUUCAGCUUCUAUGCGCCCGAGCACGUGCGCCCCGCCCACCCGCUGGCCGGGGCCGGCUUUGGCAUGGUGGAGGCGCCGCCGCCGCCGGCUGGGUUCACCGAACGCGCACGCCAGGCUCAGCAGCAGAUGCAGCAGCUGGAGCGGCUGCUGGGCGGCGGCAGGGCCGGCGCCGGUGCCGCGCCGCCCGGCGGCGGCACGCCGCCGCUGGGCCUGGGCGGCGCGAUGCUGCCGGCGCACGCGCACCCUCACCGCCACCAGCGACAGCACGACCACCACCAGCAGCAGCAGCAGCAGCAGCAGCAGCAGCAGCACGGCUACGGGCAGCCCGCGCAGCAGGCGGCGGCCGCCCCCCAGCCGCACCAGUCGCCGCCCCGGGGCCUGGGCGGCGCCACCCUGGCCCGCUCCCGCUCCCACCCGGGCCUCAGGUCUCCCAGCCCCGCGUCCGCGGCGGCAGCCCACGGCUGCAGCCCCGCCCCUCAGGGCUCCACGCCGCCGCUGGCGGGGACACACCCGCACGCGGCGCAGCUGCAGCUGGCUCAGCAGCUCGCCCAGCAGCAGCAGCAGCAGGAGCACCUGGCUCGACAGCAGCUGGUGCAGCAGCUGCAGGCUGCGGGGGCAGCGCGCGCGGCGGCGCCGCCGGCGGGGCAGCGCCCCCAGGCGGUGCUGCAGGCUGCGCCAGGGCAGCACCAGCAGGGGCCGCCGCAGCCGGCGCCCCCGCCCGAUUUCUUCGCGCUGGCUGUGCGCCAGUUCCGAGCCUCGCUGCCCGAGUGCAGGGCUGUGAGGUACUGCAGCGAGGCCUGCUCCCAUGCGCACUGGAAAGCGCACAAGGCAGAGUGCCGGCGCCUGCGCACCGCUGCGGGGAGUGCCCAGCCCUGA